Messenger RNA from Ichthyophthirius multifiliis, 258 nucleotides. RefSeq lists its product as hypothetical. The record is from RefSeq and is a predicted model, not a curated record. The annotation marks the transcript as partial. The transcript is spliced from 3 exons. Gene Ontology annotation, biological process: proteasome assembly. NCBI's taxonomy places the organism in Eukaryota, Ciliophora, Oligohymenophorea, Hymenostomatida.
AAAUUAUAUGGUGAAGAAGAAGCUAAAAUGAAAACAUAUGCAAGAUUAUAUGGAUCUUAAUUACCUAUGAUAUUAACAAUUGAAAGAAAUAUUUUAGCUUAACCUACAAGAUUACCAGGUGAAAAAUAAUCUCUUUUUGGUUUAUAAGUAUUGAUGAACAAAUAUAAUGAAAUAGGAUUUGAAGACUUUUUAGGACUUGAAAAACCAUAUGUUAAAUAAUUAAGUGCUCAUGAUAGAUUUUUAUAAUCUUUUGAUUGA